UCAAGUCACUGUCACUCUCGAACACACACUCGCGCACCGCAGAAGUCGUGGAGAACGGCGCCACGGUAGAGUCGUAACGAACCAGCGCUGCGUAGCAAACGAGCCCGCUACACCGGCGAGACACCAGCAGAAGUUUACGCCGCCGACGACAACAGCCCGGCGACGGCGCGCCGACGAGCUAGACGGUCCCUGCCUGCGCCCAUCGGUGAGUAGUGUUCUGCGCCUUUUGAACCACCGCGCCUUGACCGACAAAAGCGACAGCAGCGAGCCGCGCGACCACCAUCUUGUUUAUUUUCUCGUGUGUGCGCGCCGCGAUCGAGCAAACCGCCGGGCGAGCAGCCGGCUGCCGCCCCACGAUCCCGAGGUCGGCGGGCGUGCGCCGCUCCCGCACCUGCCGCCGCCACCGCCGCCGAUUGGCAUGUGCUUGAGGCGCCCGGGGCGACGACACCGGCAGACAUCAUUGGGCGCAUCGCGAGCAAGCAUUUCGUCAAGUUGACCACGCACAGCGCGAGCAGCCACCCCGCCGCCAGAGCCGCUCACACCGGCCCGGCCGCCCCCGACGGCCCACGCAGCAGGCAGCGUCGCAAUAGCCGCAGCAGCGGCGACGCGCCCCACGACAACGACGACGGCGGCCCCGGCUCAGACGCCACCGUCCCCGCGCACACGCCGCCGCCUGAGAUGAAUCACCACGUGACAUCGACGGACGACCAGCGACGUCGCAACGACACCACUUUGGUACAGCAGCAGCAGCAGCAGCAGCAGACCCACAACGAUAUCGAAGAGAUGGAAACACAGGAAGUCACUCCAAUGGAAUUCAUGACAGAUGCAGGUGGCGGUGAGAUGGAUUCGCAAAACGGCGACGCGAUCAUCGGGCCACAGAUCGACCCCAAUUCGGCGCUGGUGGCCACCACGGGCAGUAUGCAGCAGGACGCCGACAUGGAGGAGGACGAGGCACGCUCCGAGGCCACUUUCCGCUUUUCCGUGCAACAUUUCAGCAAGCUUAAGGAUUCGGUGCUUUCCCCGCCAUGCUACGUGCGAAAUCUACCAUGGAAAAUCAUGGUAAUGCCACGUACCAGCCAUGGACAGGAGCGUGCACCUUCGUCGCGCUCGCUGGGAUUCUUCCUGCAGUGCAACGGCGAGAGUGAAUCCUCCUCGUGGAGCUGUUACGCUGUCGCAGAGCUGCGCCUACUCACCGUACGCGCUGAGAUCGAGCCAUUCUCGCGCAAGAUCCAGCAUCUUUUCUCCAAGGAGAAUGACUGGGGUUUUUCACAUUUUAUGGCAUGGAACGACGUCUUGGACGCCGAAAAGGGGUACAUUAAGGAUGAUUCAAUUACACUGGAGGUGCACGUGGUCGCCGAUGCGCCGCACGGCGUCUCCUGGGACAGCAAGAAGCACACCGGCUUCGUCGGGUUGAAGAACCAGGGUGCGACUUGUUACAUGAACUCAUUGCUUCAGACACUUUACUUCACCAACCAGCUGCGCAAGGCGGUCUACAAAAUGCCCACCGAGUCGGACGACUCGACCAAGUCAGUCGCGCUGGCGCUGCAGCGCGUCUUCAACGAGCUGCAAUUCAGCGAUAAGCCAGUCGGCACCAAGAAGUUGACGAAGAGUUUCGGCUGGGAGGCGCUCGACUCUUUCAUGCAGCAUGACGUGCAGGAGUUCUUGCGCGUUCUACUCGACAAACUCGAAAGUAAAAUGAAGGGCACUUGUGUCGAGGGCACGGUGCCGAAGUUAUUCGAAGGCAAGAUGAUGUCUUACAUUCGGUGCAAGAACGUCGACUAUACCAGCACCCGCUCGGAGACGUUCUACGACAUCCAGCUUAAUAUAAAAGGCAAGAAGAACAUUGAUGAAUCAUAGGACUACAUCGCGCGCGAAACGCUCGAUGGCGAUAAUAAGUAUGACGCCGGCGAGCACGGCCUGCAGGACGCCGAGAAGGGUGUCAUUUUCUCGGCCUUUCCACCAGUCCUACAUCUGCACUUGAUGCGGUUCCAGUAUGACCCAAUCACCGACUGCUCGGUUAAAUUCAACGAUCGUUUUGAGUUCUACGAGAAAAUCUCACUGGACUCCUACCUGCAAGAGAAGAAUCCACACAACCCAGCGAAUUACACUCUGCAUGCGGUGCUGGUACACUCUGGCGAUAACCACGGCGGACACUACGUUGUAUUCAUCAACCCGAAAGGUGAUGGCAAAUGGUGUAAAUUCGACGAUGAUGUUGUCUCGCGUUGCACCAAGCAGGAAGCCAUCGAUCACAACUACGGCGGGCACGAUGAAGAUAUCAACAUGACGGUGAAGCACUGCACCAACGCCUACAUGUUGGUGUACAUCCGCGAUUCCGAACUGCAUAAUGUCCUGCAGGAGGUGACCGACGCCGACAUCCCAACUGAGUUAGGCGAUCGCCUUGCUGAAGAAAAACGCAUGGAACAGGUGCGACGCAAGGAGCGCAACGAAGCGCAUCUCUACAUGACGCUCAACAUCGUCCUGGAGGACUCAUUCGACGGCCACCAAGGUAACGACCUCUAUGAUCAAGAGAAAGCGUUGUAUCGGGUGUUCAAAAUCAAGAAAUCGGCGACCGUGGCGGAGAUGAUGGACCUGCUCGCUGAUAGUUUCAAGUAUCCGCUGGAGCAGAUCCGGCCGUGGCCGUUCACCACACGUUCCAAUAACACUUAUCGUCCCAGUAUCCUUGACUUCGACACUGAUCUACACAAGAGCGUGAUUGAGGCGUCCGAGAAUCAAAACCCGUGGCACAUUUUCCUCGAGUUGUUACCGCCGGAUUCCGGCAGUCCCGCGCUGCCAGCGUUUGAUAAAGACACCGAUGUACUCAUGUUCUUCAAACUCUACGACCCGAAACAGAAGAAGAUGCAUUACUGCGGUCAUAGUUAUCUGCCAGUCACGUCGAAGCUAGCUGACAUCGUCCCGCUGCUGAAUGAACGCGCUGGGUUCUCAGCGGACACCGAAUUGUCGCUGUAUGAAGAAAUACGCCCGAACAUGACAGAGAAGAUCACCAGCCUUGCUGAUCCGCUUGAAAAAGUGCUCGAGGAGUUGAUGGACGGCGAUAUACUCGUGUUUGAACGUGACGAACGCGAAGAACUCUCCGAUUUGCCCACGUGCAUCGAGUUCUUCAAGGAUUUAUUCUUCCGCGUGGAGGUCACCUUCGUCGAUAAGUGCAUACCGAAUGAUCAGGGCUUCACAAUGGAGUUGUCACUACGUAUGACUUAUGAUCAGAUCGCGCGCUCGGUGGCGCAACGCGUCGGCACCGAUCCCUACCUGCUGCAGUUCUUCAAGACGCAGAACUACAAAGAUAGUCCCGGCAAUCCGCUCAAAUGCACCUUCGAAGGUACGCUGAAAGACCUACUCGUGUAUUCGAAACCGAAGGUGCCGAAGAAAAUCUUCUACCAGCAGUUAAGUAUUCGUGUCAAUGAGCUGGAGAAUAAGAAACAGUUCAAGUGCGUGUAUCUCUCGCCGAAGCUGAAGGACGAGAAGGAACUGAUUCUCUACCCGAGCAAGGGCGGUACUGUUGCUGAUUUGUUAGAUGAAGCUAAAAAGCAGGUGGAGUUGACUGAAGGCGGUAGUAAUCGACUGCGCCUCACCGAGGUGAGUUCCAAUAAGGUGAGUCUGGGUCCCAAGGAGGAUACCUCGCUGGACGCGCUCGCCAUCUGCACGAACAAGGUAUUCCGUAUUGAGGAGGUGCCGCUGGAUGAGGUGCACAUCGCCGACGAUGAGCUGCUGGUGUCCUGCGCGCAUUUCUAUAAAGAUAUCUACGCCACAUUUGGUACACCCUUCCUGAUUAAGAUAAAACAGGGCGAGCCUUUUGGGCGCGUGCGCGAGCGCAUUCAGAAGAAAUUGAACCUCCCGGAGAAAGAGUUCGAGAAGUUUAAGUUCGCUGUUAUUUCGAUGAAUCGCCCCAGCUUCUUCUCCGACGAUGAAGCUUUGAUCAACCUCAACGAGUUUCGGCCUCAGACGCAGCCGCCCCAAGGCAAUAACAAGCCGUGGUUGGGGCUUGAACACAUUAACAAAGCGCCAAAGCGGGCACGCUUCAACUGUCUUGAAAAGGCGAUCAAAAUCUACAACUGAACAGCAUCGCAUCGCCGGCGCGCUGUUGUAACUCUACGAAUAACGUCAAAAUGCAAGAUAAAUUCAAAUUCAACGGACUGUGUUAUAUAUUACGAUGCAUAAAUAAUUGCAACAAUUUAUCUACUAAAUAAUUACAUGAGAAAAUUAAUUUAUAAUUAUUAUGUGUGCAGAAGAGCGGAUGAAAAACGCGCGCAGCUUACGCAAAUAAUUAGAUGUAACCCAAAA
Dalotia coriaria is the source of this 4296-nucleotide messenger RNA. Its product is annotated as ubiquitin carboxyl-terminal hydrolase 7-like. Gene Ontology annotation, biological process: regulation of protein stability; protein deubiquitination. NCBI's taxonomy places the organism in Eukaryota, Metazoa, Arthropoda, Insecta, Coleoptera, Staphylinidae. Gene Ontology annotation, molecular function: cysteine-type deubiquitinase activity; protein binding. The record is from RefSeq and is a predicted model, not a curated record. Gene Ontology annotation, cellular component: nucleus; cytosol.